AUGCCCCCCGCCUCUUCUCCCUCGUCCCUCACCUCAAGUCGAUUGAAUCCGGAGAGCAUUGGAGCGUUGAAGUGUGCGGACGGGCGUUCCCCCAAUCUCUCAGCUGCCAAGGUCAAGGUCCUCGUCAGCGAUCUGUUUGCUGGCGCGUGUGCAUCUUUGGGGUGGCUCUGGGGUUGGGAUGACGAUGAGUUAAGUGGCCAGAGCUCCCACAAACGGCCAACCCAUGGGCCAUACCAGACCAGCUCGCAUUGGGCAAACACGCCGGUUCCAUGCUUGCAGGGCAGCUCCCGGGCAAAAAAAGCCAAAAGGCACCACUUACACAUCGCACAAUGUAACGCCGACUCUGGCAAUGGCUCUCUGUGUUUCUGUCUUCCUCCAGAGAAGUACGUAGUGCGUGUCGAUCAGGAAUACAUUGCCACGGGUUUGUUGAUUGAUACGCCCAAAGUGGCCUGGUCUGGCGGGUUGAAAUUGACACCUACGAAUGCCCCCACAGGGGCCAAGGCUGAGAUGACCCACUCCGCGUCCCUCCCAUCCUUGCUUCUCAACUUCUUAGUCCCUGAUAUCCCUGUCCUCCGCUGCAGCUCUUGGCCCCCGGUCUUGGUCCGCGGACUCGGCGUGCUGUUUGCCUUAUGCCACAUCCCGUACAAACGGAUUGCCGUUGCCGGCGUCAGACCGCUCCGGACCCGGCGAGUAAAGCCACCCCCACCGCCGACCGGCUGCAGUCUUGGGCCGGGUCAGGUGGAUCCCGUAGGUAUUCGUCACGUCGGAGCCGGCGAAACACAUCGUAAUCAAACGGGGUCCCAGAGCCAGACGCAAUGGCACCACCCCUGGGGCUGCUGGGCCUCUUACGCCGUCAAGGCUGAUGAAUGA
Messenger RNA from Colletotrichum lupini, 870 nucleotides. RefSeq lists its product as uncharacterized. NCBI's taxonomy places the organism in Eukaryota, Fungi, Ascomycota, Sordariomycetes, Glomerellales, Glomerellaceae. The record is from RefSeq and is a predicted model, not a curated record. The transcript is spliced from 6 exons. Bases 1 to 870 code for a protein of 289 amino acids.